Molecule: messenger RNA, 491 nt
Organism: Funneliformis geosporum
Lineage: Eukaryota; Fungi; Glomeromycota; Glomeromycetes; Glomerales; Glomeraceae
Source: the annotation of a GenBank genome assembly
AAGUGCUAGUCGAAAGUUCACUGGCUAUAGUGGCGCUCGAAAGUUCACUAGCCAUAAUCUUCGAGGAUAAGUUAACAUUUGUUUCACAUCCUCCUAUCUUGUUCCGCAAAUAUAAAUUUGUGACGAAUGACGAUGAUGACGAAUUUUGGGCGGAUGACGAGGAUGACGAGGAUGACGAAUCCUGUGAUGAUGACGAUGAUUGGUGGGAUCCUAGAAAAACAUAUACAGGGUGGGAUUAUAUAGCUCAUUUUGGCGAAGAUAGUUGGGACAAACUUUAUCAAGCCCGGUUGGCUCGUCAUCGUAAUAUUCUUCUUAGACUAUUUACCAGGCGUCUUCCUAAUUUAUCUGAGCAUGAAAGAAAUGGAUUGUUUGACGCAUUUUCUAGAUCUAGGGAAUUUGGAAUAGAUGAACACAAUUCAUUACUAGACGCGUUAGCUCAUCCUAAGGAAGGAUUAAACCUCUCAAAAUAUGAUGAACUCGGAUUAUAUUAG